Scleropages formosus (Asian bonytongue) is the source of this 936-nucleotide messenger RNA. Its product is annotated as pleckstrin homology-like domain family A member 2. Gene Ontology annotation, molecular function: phosphatidylinositol phosphate binding. The record is from RefSeq and is a predicted model, not a curated record. Bases 211 to 621 code for a protein of 136 amino acids. Lineage: Eukaryota; Metazoa; Chordata; Actinopteri; Osteoglossiformes; Osteoglossidae. The transcript has 2 exons. Gene Ontology annotation, biological process: positive regulation of apoptotic process.
GGGAAGGGCGGCACGAGAGGAGAGAGGGCUAUAAAGGUGUUCGCCCUGGAAGCCUCGGCUCGAGUUUGCCCCCUCGGACGUCGAUCGUGCCGGUGCCGGUGGUGGUGCGCUCCUUCGACACGACGGGGAUCCGGAGGCGCGACGGAGAAGAUCGAGGGCGCGUGUCGUGUGAAUGCGGCACCCACGGCCACGCGCGGGUCCAUCACAACGAUGAAAAUGUCAGCGGUGGAGGUUUCCAGGGUGCUGAAGGAAGGGCAGCUGGAGAAGAGGAGCGACAACCUCUUCCAGCUGUGGAGGAGGAAGGUGUGCGUGCUCACCACGGACAGCCUCAACAUCUACGACGACGCGCACAAGCGCUCCAAGGGCAAGGAGCUCAAGCUGCAGAGCAUCAAGAAGCUCGACUGCGUGGAGCGCACCGGCAAGUUCGUCUACUUCACGAUCGUCACCACGGACGACAAGGAGAUGGACUUCAGGUGCCCCGCGGACGACAGCUGCUGGAACGCCGUCAUCACCAUGGCGCUCAUCGACUUCCAGAACAGGAGAGCCAUGCGCGACCUGAGGACGCUGCAGGGGGGCGACGUGGGCGACGUGGGGGACGCGGCCAAAGCGGCGGGGGACUGAGGAGGAGGAGGAGGAGGAGGAGGAAGAGGAGCGCAGCGCCCGCACGACGUUUAAGGCAGAUCCAGGAUGGAAGGCCAGACUGUGUGAAGAUGCCAACAGGUGUGGAGGACUUUCAGGAGCACUUUGUUCUUGCGGAGCUGAAGCGAGGAAGGUCCCAUCCCGGAGCCGAAAAAAGACUGAAAGUCCACUUUUUCAUUUGGAAACCCUCCAGCAAUGGCCAAUAUUAUUUAUUUCCUGCUAACAAACUUGUUGAUGGAUUGUUUAACUUAUUAUGUAUUUCACUGUGUAUUUAUUUAAAUAAACGGUCCUCUAAAA